Peronospora farinosa is the source of this 1608-nucleotide messenger RNA. The record is from the annotation of a GenBank genome assembly. Lineage: Eukaryota; Oomycota; Peronosporomycetes; Peronosporales; Peronosporaceae.
AUGGCCUUCUCUUCUUCCUCCUCCUCCUCUACUGCACUACAACAGAGUUUAGGCGAGUCGGAAGUGUUUGAUCUCGUGUGCGACUACCUCCGUACGCGCCAAUUCUUCCAGGCCGAGCGUACACUCCGCUCUGAGCGCGAAGCCGAGGCUUUGUCGCCCGUGACUACCACUAGUCAGCAGCCGAAUGACACAUUAUUGUCCACUGAUAUUGCUACUUCAUCGCUCGCUUCUCGUCUUGAAUUUAUGCUUGAGCGUAGCUACGUGACACAGCUCGUGUCUGGUUCUGGUGAGACAGAGCCCGAGAAAAUCUUUGUGCCACGUCAUGAGCUUGAAACGACACCGAAGCGUGCACGCGCGAAUUUAGACGGCAACGAAGCGCUCGAAGUUGAUGACGUUAACCGCAAUACAUUGGAAGAAGGUGACGACAAUGAGUUUAGCAUUAGCACACGCCUCGUGAGCUUUGAGGCUUGUAAAGACGAUCCCCACGGUUCGGCUACCAUGCCCAUCUACCAGACGUCGACAUUCGCACAACCAUCGGGCACUACGUUUGGUGCCUACGACUACACACGCUCGGGCAACCCCACACGUGCAGCAUUGGAGCGUCAAAUGGCAGAGUUAGAGGGUGGUCAUCGUGCUUUUGCCUUUACGAGUGGCAUGGCUGCACUCUCCGCCGUCUCUCGUCUGGCACACGCUGGCGACGAGAUUGUGCUCUCGGAUGAUUCGUACGGUGGCACGUAUCGUCUGCUUAGUAAAGUUGCUACGAAGAAUGGCGUUGUUGUUACGUACGUGGACUUGUCAGGUGAGAAUGGACCCAAGAAUUUGCUGGCGGCUCUAUCGGACAAGACAAAGUUGGUUAUGAUGGAGUCUCCUACGAACCCCAUGCAGCGCAUCUGUGACAUUAAACGUCUUGCAGAAGCUGCACACACGGUUGGAGCGCUGCUGUCUGUUGACAACACGAUGAUGAGCCCCAUCUUGCAGAACCCGCUGAAGCUUGGCGCCGACAUUGUGGUGCAUUCAGCAACCAAGUUUGUGUGUGGACAUAGUGAUACCAUGUCGGGCAUUGUCAUUGCCAAGGACCCAGAGCUCUGUCGUGACGUCUACUUUUACCAGAAUGCCGAGGGCACAGGCCUUGCGCCGUUUGACUGCUGGCUGCUGUUGCGUGGCGUAAAGACUAUGAGCCUGCGCGUGUUGGCGGCUCAGAAGAACGCCAUCAAGGUCGCUAACUUUUUGAACGACCAUCCAUUAAUCAAGACAGUGCAUUACACCAAUCUGCUGCCUGAGAACUCGCCUGAACGCAAGAUCCACGACGCACAGGCUCGCGGCUCUGGCUCUGUGGUGUGCUUUCGCACGGGAUCACUCGCUUUCUCGCAGCAUCUGCUGACGGUAACCAAGCUGUUCAAGAUUACAGUGAGCUUUGGCAGUGUAAACUCGCUGAUCUCGUUGCCCGGCGCAAUGUCCCACGCUAGUAUUCCAGAGGAGGUGCGCAAGGCGCGUUCGUUUCCGGAGGAUCUAGUGCGUCUGUCCAUUGGCGUCGAGGACGCGAAGGAUCUUAUCAAGGAUCUCUCCCAGGCGCUGCAAUCGUACGUGCCAUCUCAGGAGACGCAAUAA